UCCCCAUCUGGGGAACAAACUUCCCACAAGUGUGAGCUCAUAAUUACAAUAAAGUAAUACAUUUUCGAAAAGCUCACAUUUAUUUGAAAUAAGAUGAUGAACUUCACAGUGCAGUCCAAAGCAAUUUGGUGCGGUAAAUAACAGCGGAAGUAUUCAGGCGCGGACGACAAUAACGGAAGGACAGUGUUCCGCCAUAAGAAGUCGCAGCAUGAAGAAGGAACAAGUCCAACAUUGUCAGUUUUCUGUCUGGUAUCCGAUAUUUAAGCAACAUACAAUUAAAAGUGUGAUUCUUCCCCUGCCUCCGGAUGUCAUAGACUACUUCCUGGACGACGGGACCCUGGUAGUCCCUGGGAGUCACCACGCUGCACAGCAGACGCACAUCAACAGCGACUUGGAUGAAGAGGAAGACAUUCAGUGGUCAGAUGAUGAAACAACCACCACUGUCACAGCUCCCGAGUUCCCAGAAUUCACUGCUCAAGUGCUGGAGGCCAUAAAUGCUUUGGGCGGCCUUGUUUUUCCCAAACUCAAUUGGAGCGCUCCAAGGGACGCCAACUGGAUCGCACUGAACAGCUCCCUCCAGUGUCGCAGUCUGAGCGAAAUAUUUCUGCUCUUCAAAAGCUCCGACUUCAUCACCCGUGACCUCACGCAGCCAUUUCUUCACUGCAGCGACCAGGACUCCCCCGACCCAAACAUCAGUUACGAGCUGGUCUUGAGAAAAUGGAGUGAGCUGAUCCCCGGGGGAGAGUUCCGCUGCUUUGUGAAAGAAAACAAAUUGAUUGCCAUCUCCCAGAGAGACUACACUCAGUACUACCCUCACAUCCUGAAACAGGAAGAGUCCAUCCUUCACGCCAUUCUGGACUUCUUCAACCAGCGCAUCCAGCAUGCCUUCUUGGAUGAAGACUUCGUGUUGGAUGUGUACAGAGACAGCCAGGGGCGUGUGUGGCUCAUUGACCUGAACCCAUUUGGCGAGGUCACCGACUCACUUCUCUUCAGCUGGGAGGAGCUAACGUGUGGGGGAGGAGUCAGCCAGCAGCAGGAAGGCCCUGACUUCCGCUACACCACCAGUGAGGUGACGGUGCAGCCCAGUCCCUGCCUCAGCUACAGAAUCCCACGCGACUUUGCCGACCUGUCCACUGGAGAAGACGCCUAUAAACUCAUGGACUUCCUCAAACUGAAGAAAAGCCAAGAGGAGGAGUCGUCAGAUGAGGAUGUUGACGCUGCAAACUGACCUGAACUAAUGACUGGAUGACAUGUCCCAUCAUGCACCUCUCACAAUCAACACCUGCUAGCAUGUCACACUCUCAUCCCCCAUUAAACUUUCUCCUCACAUAUCCACUGUGCUGUCAAGUCUGCAAACUCACCUCACGAAUGGAGUGGGCUUUUUCUACCUCACGACCCCAAUCAGCUGAACCAGCUCCACCACUUCAAUUUGUGUAAGUGUGUGUCUUUUCUCCCCACUCUGCUGAAUUGAGAUAGCAAUUACAGCGGUUUAGUUUUAUCAUGAUCAUGACGUAGUAGCAGUGUCCUGCUUUGACCUGUGUAGUAGUGACUUCAUCCACACCAGGCUGCCCUCCUUUCCCACAGCACACCACUCAUUCAAUUUACACAUAUUAGCCGCACCAGACUAUAACCCGAAGAUAUAUACCUUGUGAAAUGAGUUAUUUUUGUUUAUUUACAUACCCUAAUUGUUUCUAAACAGUGUCUGUAACACGGCAGUAAAACGGCUGAUCAAACAAAACAGAAGUCAUGGUCAUGGCCGCAGAUAUAUACGUUGUGAAAUUAGUUAUUUUUGUUAAUUUACAUACCCUAAUUGUUUCC
Entelurus aequoreus (snake pipefish) is the source of this 1818-nucleotide messenger RNA. It is a transcript of the gene cdc123, whose product is annotated as cell division cycle 123 homolog (S. cerevisiae). The record is from RefSeq and is a predicted model, not a curated record. Gene Ontology annotation, cellular component: cytoplasm. The coding region runs from base 209 to 1228 and encodes 339 amino acids. Lineage: Eukaryota; Metazoa; Chordata; Actinopteri; Syngnathiformes; Syngnathidae. The transcript has 13 exons.